Molecule: messenger RNA, 638 nt
Organism: Penaeus vannamei (Pacific white shrimp)
Lineage: Eukaryota; Metazoa; Arthropoda; Malacostraca; Decapoda; Penaeidae
Source: RefSeq, a predicted model, not a curated record
CUUCUCUCUUCGGCGACAGUUUGCGUUCGACAAUGGUCAGGUGAAGAUGUGAUUCGACGCCCUGAUGACGUAAAAAAGUAGGAAAGAUGUUACCCAAAAUGAGAAAAGGGACUUCAAUUCCGCUUUUCAGAGUGGAGAUCGCUUUGUUUAUAGUGUUAAGUGCCAUAUCCGUGACGAAAUCCCAGUUCCGUAACGACCAGGACCAAGAAUACUAUCGCUACAACAGAGACUACCCAGGAUACACGACCCCGCAUUCUGUCCGCUCGCAAUACAACAGCGGCGACACCUACUACGGCACAGACCGUCGAUACGACACUCGCUUCGACGACCCGACUCGAGUUCGGGGCUUCGACAACCGCUACCAAGAGCAGAGCUUUCGGUAUGGAGAGGACCAAGGUCGUUAUGGGUCGAAUCGCUAUGACGCGAGGGGGCGGGAGCGACCGGGGUACGAUGGGCGACCCUUUGACUCGCGCAAUAUCAACGGAAAGCUUGGGGUCCUCGAUCACUGGCGACCAGACCUGCAAGGGCAACAGCGGCCGUCCGAAACUCCCGGCAUCAACCUCCCCCUGGCGGACCUCUUCGUCACCACCGACAGCGGGAAGGUGCAGGGCUUCUACGUGUACCUGUAAACGACGACC